AUGGGGAGGGAGUGCGUGGGGCUGGGGAAAGCGGGGCCUGAGGCCCCGGGGGGCUGGGAGAGGUGGGGACAAUUCCUCUCUCCCCCUGCUGCAGGCGUUCACCGGCAGAUCCUGUUGGCGUCCCUGGGCUGCUUUGUUGGCUACCAGCUGGUGAAACGCUCCGAGUACGUGCAUGCCAAGGUGGACAGGGAGCUGCUGGAGUACAUCAGGCAACACCCGGUGGACUUCCACGCAGGAGAAGGUAAGAAAAGAAUAGGGCAGCUCUUGGAGGAUUUCCACCCAAUUCAGUGAGGAUUUUUCCAGUGGUGACACAUCACAGGAUGAAUUCCUGCCAUCCUGAGAACUUCAGAAAGGUGGCUGCAACUGUUGAACCGUCCAUGGCUUAAAAGAUGAAACUUUACUCACUUUCAUGUAAUAAAAACUUGGUUAAAUAGUUAGUGUU
This is a messenger RNA of Ficedula albicollis (Collared flycatcher), 442 nucleotides long. RefSeq names its product NADH:ubiquinone oxidoreductase subunit C2 (gene NDUFC2). The coding region runs from base 1 to 291 and encodes 96 amino acids. NCBI's taxonomy places the organism in Eukaryota, Metazoa, Chordata, Aves, Passeriformes, Muscicapidae. The transcript is spliced from 3 exons. Gene Ontology annotation, cellular component: mitochondrial inner membrane. The record is from RefSeq and is a predicted model, not a curated record. Gene Ontology annotation, biological process: mitochondrial electron transport, NADH to ubiquinone.